This is a messenger RNA of Vanessa atalanta (red admiral), 3192 nucleotides long. RefSeq lists its product as uncharacterized. The transcript is spliced from 2 exons. The coding region runs from base 1 to 3192 and encodes 1063 amino acids. The record is from RefSeq and is a predicted model, not a curated record. Lineage: Eukaryota; Metazoa; Arthropoda; Insecta; Lepidoptera; Nymphalidae.
AUGAGAUUGAAUUGUAAGAAGCCAGGUGAUAAACGUCUUCUGUCAACAUGGCGCCUAGAAUGUGGAUUGGGUAUCAUAAUUGACUCGGAUUGUCCUAUCGACGGUGCCUGGUCACCUUGGACGCCUUGGUCGACAUGUCACGGCGCUUGCGAUACUGUUGGUCAUCGAAAAAGACUUAGAAAAUGUAAUAAUCCCCCGCCAUCAAAAGAAGGCCUUUCUUGCAACGGCUUAGAUGAACAAAUUGAAUCUUGUUAUCUAAAAAAUUGUACGGUGGAUGAUUAUCGCAAAAUCGUGAAAGGAAAUAUAGCGCGAGCUGAAGCUUUACAUCAACUAGAAGUAAUUCCGGCGUUUAUGGAACGUUGUCUUCAAAUGGAAUGUCCUUACGAAGCCGUGGAAGCUGCACUCACUGCAGAAAAUACAUGGCAGCUUAAUUCUGAAGCAUUGUGGAAUGCCCUCCAGUGUGUAAAACAUGAUAUAGGUUGUUCUGUUAAUGGCGAAUGGGGCGAAUGGAUGUCAUGGUCGGCUUGUGGAGCACAAUGCGGAAAAGGAUUUAUGUGGAGAAUUCGGCGAUGCGAUACACCUCCUCCUUCAGUAUCUCAUUUAGUUUGCCUCGGCACACCCUUGCAAAAUAAAGAAUGUGAAGGCGAUCAAUGCGCCAUUGACGAACAACGUUCUGAGCUCAGUGUUAGUGGAACUUGGAGUGAAUGGGGUGAAUGGACAAAAUGCUCGGAAAAAUGUGGCACUGGAUUUCGACGUAGGAAGAGAGCGUGCAUUGAGAAAAACAUUUCAGUAGCUGACAUUGCUUGGACAACUCAUUGCCGUGGCCAAUAUGAAGAGGUGGAAUCUUGUAAUGUAAAAAAAUGUUUACUCAACGGUGGAUGGUCCGGCUGGGGUGCUUGGGGUCCAUGUUCACAGACUUGUGGAGCUGGUCGACGAUCUAGAACAAGAUCAUGCACAAGACCGAUACCAUCAGGCGGUGGAACGAAUUGCGUUGGACCGAAAUUUGAUGUUGGAUCUUGUCACUUAACUCCAUGUGAAGUUUAUAGGCACAUCAUUUGCGUAUUUAAUGGUGAUUCGGUUUUGCAGUACGAUUUUCCAAAGAAACGUUCCACAUUUUUUCAUUUUUAUAUCCGCUUUAUGCCAUUGUCUCCUCAUGGGACACUUAUACGCCGAGGAACAAUUCAUAAUCCCCGCGUACGUGUCAGCUUACAUAAAUGGCACAUUUGCUUUGAUGCACACGGAUCUUCAAAAACUUGCAGCCUUCCACGUUCAUGUUCACCUUCAGCACUUGAACCUUCAGUAUGGCAUUCAAUUAUGUUAACAGUCAGUAAUGAAGCAGUAACCAUUAGAGUAAAUGAUGCACAAAAUCCAAUUCACAGUGUCUUUCCUUGUGAUCCAGAAUUAACAAAUGAUAAAAUAAAUGUUUUUAUUGGUGAGAAAUUACAUGGAGAGAUUCAGGAAGCUAUGGUAAAUUUUAGGCCAGUAAGUUUAUUUAUUGAACGUGAACGUCAACCAAGUAAAACGGCCUUAUUUCCAACAUCAGCAUCGAAUAUAGCUUACGAAAGUGCCAACAUCGAAGAAGCGUAUAUAUAUCUUGAGAAUGAACAAUAUUUACGAUUACCAUGUUUUAAACUACAAGAUGAUUGGCAGUUGGAACUUACCAUUAAAUCAAAAAGUGAUAGCGGUAUGAUUCUUUUUUUUAAAGACUACCGAAAUAAUAGUUGGUUUUACAUGAUGUUACAAAAUAUGCGAUUAUUACUUAAAUUUGCGUCUGUUGAAUUUAAAUCAGAAGCAAUAAGUUCUACUGAAUGUUUACCCGACCAGUGGCUUGAUAUAAAACUAACUAAACGAAAUGAAACUAACACAAUUGAAGUUUCGAUUAACACUGGUGAGCGACUUCAUGUACUACUGGCGGACGAUAAAUUUAGAAAACGUAGAUUGUCCAAACAGAAAUAUUCAAAUUUGACUCAUCAUUCUUCAACCAAUGCUAACCGAUCCGAACCGAGUUGUGGACCUUAUGCUAAUAAAACGAUGGCGAAUGUUUUAUGUUCUAAUGAAUAUUUCAUUGGAGGAAUACCCUUACCGUUGAGAAAUAAGCUAUCCGAAGACAUCACUUCAUUUUUUGGUAUAAUAGCUUCUUUAAAAAUUAAUAAUGACUUAGUAGAUUUGCGUAGCAUGAGUAUAGAAAGAUAUAAAAACGGAAUCAUUCAGCUUUCUUCACGAACAGCUAGUAUAUCAGGAUCUUAUCACGAGACUCAUUGGGGUGAGACUAAAAAAUUGAAUUUAAUAUGUGUGUACGCUCGACAUAGUAGAUCACCUUACCAUGCUUACUGGCUUUACUUAGACACUGGUAUAGAUAAUAAGAAUAUUAGUUCAAUGGACGACGGUAGAGUUUUAAGGCUCAUUAUAUCUGCUGAUAACCAUUCAGGAUUUUACACUUGUCGAGGUAACGACAACGAACACACGAAAAAUUUUGUGACUUACGGUGUUCUUGCAAAAAGUCAGUUUAAGCUUAUGGGUCCUGAAACGUUAACUGUUGUAGCACUCUUCACAACUGCUUCACUUGUAAUAUUUACUUUAGGAUGGCUUAUAAUAGAAGGAUAUCACGAUGUUCGCGAUGGAUACGGAUUUUUUCGUGACGAUCAACUUUUAAUGGAAGAGCAAACUGAGAUUGAUUGUAACCCAUAUGUACAAGUUUGUGGUACCGAAAAUAUUUUAGCCAAAAGUAAUACUAGGCGAAGAAAUAGACAAUUACGCAAUAAAGCACUGCUGGACUCGAGACAAAAAAUUAAAUGUCAUGAAGAACGAACAAACGAAUAUAGUCUGAGUGAGCCAGAGGAGCUACCAGCAUUGCCCGAAGUCAGAAGCUGCGCCAUAAAACCAGCCUGCGAAAUUUACAGAUCAGAACAAAUUUGCUCACCGCUACAAAGUUCCAAUAUAACGUCGCAUAAAACAGAACUUCCUCCAUCAUCCACAAAUGUAUCUUCCAGAACAUGUUACUCCCGUUUACUCUUUACUAAUUCAAAAAAUCCUACCAAAGGAAAUUCGAAAAGGAAAUCUAAUUGUAGUUCUAAUUUAGAAAUGGAAUGCAGACUAAAAUUAGUAACUAUACAAUCUUCAUCUUUUAUAAAUAACUCUUCUGUGCAGAAAGUAUUGAAGAAAUUUAAAGAUUUAAAAACUGUAGAUUCUUGA